This is a messenger RNA of Physcomitrium patens, 2606 nucleotides long. The record is from RefSeq and is a predicted model, not a curated record. Lineage: Eukaryota; Viridiplantae; Streptophyta; Bryopsida; Funariales; Funariaceae.
UAGUCGUGUUUGAAGCGGAUUGCUGCAAUGGGUAGCAGCCUUUUGUAGCUUUAGAUGCUUUAGCGUGUUGGUGUAGGAGCUGUAGUUGUAGAGAUACUAUGAGCCAUUGUAUUUUCGAUGCUUUCGGGGUGUCUCGCUUGGAAACGUGAUUGAAGUGGUUGUGCUCUAAGUCAUGGUUCUCCGCUGGUGGUUGCUGUUAAGAUCUGUUUUGGAGAGAAUUUGAAAGAAAAAAAGGGCAAGGUCAUCAAUCCUCACACUCGAAUAUGGGGAAAAGGAAGCUUGAAAGUGACUUAGAUGACGAACUGGAUGGAGACGGCAGAACCCAUAAAGCUCCCGGAGGAUACAAUAGUGACGAAGAAAUACCUUCUGAGGUUAAAGUCAUAGGAAAGAUUAUGGAAAAGAAAGAAAGCAUGAAUGGCAAGGCAGAUAAGGGAAGGGCGUUGUAUCAGGCCUUUGAAGUGGACGACAAUCUCUACGAAGUUGAUGAUGCUGUCCUUAUCACGCCUGAAAGUCCCAGCCAGAAACCGUAUGUGGCUAUUAUUAAGAAAAUCAUGCAGGCGAAAGAUGGAACGGUUCAGAUUGAAGGUCAGUGGUUCUACAGACCUGAGGAGGCCGAUAAGAAAGGUGGAGGUACAUGGGCAUCAUCAGAUUCCAGGGAGCUUUUUUACAGCUUCCACAUUGAUGAGGUAUCAGCGGAGUCUGUUAUGCAUAAAUGUCAAGUUCAUUUCGUUCCUCCAAACAAGCAGCUACCUCAGCGGCACAAACAUCCAGGUUUCAUAGUUCGCCGGGUGUAUGAUGCGUGUGAAAAGAAGCUUUUCAACCUCACCGAUAAAGAUUACGAGGACCCUAUGCAAGAGGAGAUUGAUCUCCUUGUUCAAAAAACUCGCGAGGCCCUUGGAGAAUUGCCCGACAUUACUGGGGAUGAGCCUGUUGCCCCUGCUGAAGAGGAAGCUUCUACAGAGCUCAAUUUCAAGCGAAAGGUCCCUGCGAAGAGGACAGUUGCACCAUUGAAUUUAAAGAGCGAAGAGUUUUAUGGUAGCGAGCCGAAAAUGCAAUCUAUGACACCAACCGAGAAAACCGAUACCCUAAAAGUUGAGACUCCCACUAGUGCUGUGAGUACAGACCAAGAGAUUUCCACCUUAUUAAAUAACCAAGGUGUCCUUACCGGUGUUCAUGCGCGAGACCGUUGGCUAGAAAAACUAGUGCACACGAUUCGGGAUCUUUGUGGAGGCGGAAAAAGCUUUCAUGUAAGAAAUGGAAACGAAGGGGAGGAGGAUGCUAAUAAGGCACUCAAUGAGGCUGAAGCUGAAGGAGAUAAUCAGUGUUCAGGAAGGAAGAAAAGUUUCUUGGGAGAGGGAGAUCUUACCUGGCCUGAGAUUGCUCCUGUAGCUGUUGAAGUAGCUUAUGCACUGGAAAAACUAGCUAAUGAUUCACUUGGCAUUGAUUUACAUAAGUACAACCUUAAAAUGCGCUCACUAGACUUUAAUGUCAAGUGCAUCAUCAGAGCAUGUUCCGAGACUUUCUGGAUCACAAACAGGCCCUCUCAUCGAAACAUGACUGUUCUUUGUGAUUACGAGCAGAACAACAACGUUUUGGCACGUCGUCUAUUGAGUAAGGAACUGCGACCGGAUGCAGUAAUAAACAUGACUCCCGCUGAAUUGAAGGAUGGAUACUUAACAACAGAGAGGGAAGAUCAAGCACCUCCCGAGCCAGAGGCAAUGCAGAUGGCAGAUGUGCGGUGUUCAAUAUGCGGAGAACGAGAAGUGGGUGUCAUUGAUAUCAUACAUGUCAGUUAUGGCGACCGCUACCAACUGGAAUGUCUGAAGUGCGGCAAUACGUGGUACUCAGCGAGGGAUGCGGUCUCCUCACUAGUAAUCAAGACUACCACAGUCCCUCGGAAUGUGGGGAUAGCCCCAUGGGCAACUUCCAAAUUUGAGGAAGUGGAGAAAGACAUUCAAGGAGAUACAGCCAAACCCCUUGCAGAGAAUGGCCCUGCGCAAGUACUGCAGCCUCAAACGGGCGUGACACUGCCCUACACCGCCGAUAGGACAGGAAACAAACCACACACAGACAUGCAAGUCUCCCUAUCCCAUCCACCAAAUCAUUAUGCUGAAGUUGAGAACGUUCUCAACGAGCAUCUUCCUGUGACGAACCCGGUUGUAGAAGAUUUCGUGAAUGCUAACCUGCAACAAGCUGUGGAUACUGAGGAUAAGCAGUCUACACUACCUCAAAACGGAAGAGACAUCGAACUUGUUGACUCCGAGGAUAAGCCAUCACUUCCUGAGCCACAUUCUGACACCAGAAGCGAGUUAGAGAAACCCCAUGUGGAUGGGAUUAUCUAAGAUUUUCUUCCAGGAAACACUGGUACAGAUGGUAGCACUAAACCUCUAUGAGUCACAUAGCUGGGACUCACUAGAUCUCAGUUUUGAGUUUAGAAAAGAAGCUUACUUGGAGGUAACAGUCAGGAGUCAACCAAACUCUAUGUCAGAAGAGAGGUUAUGCAUUUGUCUCUGCCGUGAUUAGAAUGUAAUGGGAGAUUUUCUUAGUGCUCAUUAUUUGUUGAUUUAAAUCUCGGUGAAGACCUUGUGAAGCAGUUUACCACUUUA